Molecule: messenger RNA, 1680 nt
Organism: Hibiscus syriacus
Lineage: Eukaryota; Viridiplantae; Streptophyta; Magnoliopsida; Malvales; Malvaceae
Product: dolichyl-diphosphooligosaccharide--protein glycosyltransferase subunit 1B-like
Exons: 8
Coding region: 72-1475 (467 amino acids)
Cellular component (GO): oligosaccharyltransferase complex; membrane
Source: RefSeq, a predicted model, not a curated record
CUUUCUUGGUCCUAGAAGACCUUGCCCCAAAAUCGAAGCCAGUGUUUAACUCUCUCGUCCCGUCAACUACAAUGGAGGCUCCGAUCAGGGCUGCACAAUUCCUGGGGUUCACUGUCUUCUUUCUUCUAUUUUGCGUCUGCAGAUCCUCUCCUUUACAUAAUCUCUUGAUCUCCAACGCCGAGCGUAGAAUUGACUUGACCUCCCACAUUGUCAAAGUUUACUUGACUUUGAAGGUCGAGAAUGCCGGUAGUACGCCAACUUCAGAAAUUCUUCUUGCUUUCCCACCCACUCAAGUUGAUCAUCUAGCAACAGUUGAAGUAUUAGUAACUAAAGGGAAGAGAAAGAAGACUACUUUAGUCCGUCUUGAUGUUAAACCGACUGAACUGCCUGAUGCACCUAAUGGCACUAAAUAUUUUACUAUUUAUUUGGCUAAUCCCUUAAAUUCCGGUGAAAGUAUGACACUAGAAGUGUUGUACUUGUUUACACACUCCCUAGAACCUUUUCCAGCAGAGAUAGGCCAAUCAGAAUCUCAAUUAGUAUAUUAUCGUGAUAGUGCGUUAAUAUUGUCGCCAUAUCAUAUUAAGCAACAAGCAACUUUCGUUAAGACACCAAGUACUAAGGUGGAAUCGUUCACAAGGGUGGAACCCACGAACCGUGCAGGCACUGAAAUGAAGUAUGGGCCAUAUGAGGAUCGUCCACCAUACUCUUUUUCUCCUAUUCUUAUACAUUUUGAGAAUAAUAGCCCAUUUCCCGUGGUUGAGGAGCUUGUUCGUGAAGUUGAGAUAUCUCAUUGGGGCAACCUUCAGGUCACAGAGCAAUACACAUUGGUUCAUGGUGGUGCUCGGCACAAAGGUGUAUUUUCAAGGGUUGAGUACCAAUCCAGGCCAACUUUGAGUGGUACGUCCUCAUUGCGAUACCUUCUGGCAAGACUACCUCCUAGGGUUCAUUCUGUCUACUACCGGGAUGAAAUAGGAAACAUCUCAUCAUCACACCUGCGUACGGAUUCCCGUAAGUCUGAACUGGAAAUUGAACCACGGUAUCCUUUAUUUGGAGGUUGGAAAACAACUUUUGUCAUCGGUUAUGGCCUACCAUUACAAGACUUCCUUUUUGAGUCAUCUGAUGACAGACGUUACCUCAACUUUACCUUUGGAUGCCCUCUUCUUGAGACUGUGGUUGACAAGUUAACCGUCAAAGUUGUGUUACCUGAGGGAUCAAAAGACCCAUCGGCUGUAGUUGCCUUUCCUGUGGAGCAGCAUCUUGAGACCAAAUAUUCUUACCUUGAUGUUGUGGGAAGGACUGUGGUGGUCAUGGAAAAGAAGAAUCUUGUUCCCUCGCACAACUCUCAUUUCCAGGUUCACUACACCUUCAAGCCAAUCUUCAUGCUUGCAGAGCCUCUGAUGCUGGCGUCUGCGUUCUUCUUGUUUUUCGUGGCUUGUGUAGCUUACCUGCACAUUGAUCUUUCCAUCCGUAAGUGAAACACAGCGGUUCACUAUCGGAAAAUUAGAAAAUAGUUCUAAAUCGUAACUCUUUAGAUUGCAGUGAUGCCAGAUUCCCUCAGGUGAGAGAAUACACCAACUCUAGGAUUAGGGCGUUGUCUUGUGUGCUAAAAUUACAAAACCUGAGAAUUUUUUUGGGACGAAUAAUAGUUUCCUAUUAUAAUAAUUCGUUUUUACAAUGCAA